UUGGUUUGAACGAGAUCUAGUAAGUGGGUUUUUUUUAAUACGUAAUAAAAUUUAAAAAAAUUUUUUUUUUUUCAUCAAACCCAUACGUGUGACUUUGAAUCAGGAGAUCGCGGGUUCAACCCCCGGCUCAUAUCCAUGAGUUUUUGAUUGGUGCUAGGCGAGUUUUUGUAGUAGAAAUUGUAUAAAUUAAGCAUUAUAUUUUUGGUUGAGCGUGGCAUAUAUUACGUUAUCUAUGCCACGUUGAGUUGAUAUUCAUUCUAGAAAUGUCAACCGGAAUUCCCCUAUUGCAAUGGAAAGUUGCUACCAAUAAAAAUCUAUUUAAUUAUUGUGUGGUGUUGUUGUAAAUUUAAUAUGAAUGUUUAAGUUUGGUGACACCGGUUUUCAUACUACAAACCGUCAUUUCAUAUCCACUAGUUUAUUAAUUUCCGGUGAACGCCUAGGCCACUUCGAUAUUUUUACCUGAUGGCGACUGUGCAAUCUGCGGUACUGGUAACAAUAUUAUAAAUGGUAAUAUUGUAACAAUAGUAUAUGCGGUAAUUUACAACUCAUCUACUGUCAAUAAUUUUUAAUAGGUAUCAUUGUGGUCCAAAUAUAGUUUCUGCGUAAUCCAUGGUUAUCAGUUUUAACUGGUAGGUAUGUUGAAGUAGAUCGCGUCACCAAAUACGUGUAUCAUGUGGAUAAAUAGUCCAGCUUCACCACUACAGUAUCAGUGUUGUUGUGUCUUCACGGAUCAUAGUCACCAUCGUUGCAAAUAUUUGUUUCCAGAUGUUUUUUGCCGGAGACACGUUCACGUUGGUGCUGGCGCUUGGUGCGCUCGUGGGCGCCGCGCGCGCCGACUGCGACGCCUGCGUGGCGGGCCUCUGCCACUCGCGCCGACCCAUCCUCACGGGGUUUCCCGUCACCGACCAGCUGGCCAUCGACCGCGCCAACAACGUUCUGUACCUGCAGCUCAACAGCAACCAGAACACCGCCAUUUUUCUUGACGAUCUGCAGCACCGGCUGGUCAACAUGAUGCGAACCAGUGGCAUGGCUGUCGAUCAGAAAACCUCCGUUUUGUAUUUGGGUACAAAAGAAGUUAAAGAUACAUAUUACGAGUAUGAUCUAGUCAGUAACACAACGAAAGCUAUUAAUACGAGUGAUGAUAAUAGAAAGUCAGACAUAAUGUGUUAUGCUGACGAUACGCUAUAUUUUAUACACAAGAACCAUAAUGGUGUGAAUCUUUAUAAUACGACAGCUAAUGGAGUUUGGCACAAAACAAAUCUUGAAGAUUACUCAAUUAACGAUUUUGUUGUCAUUGACAAUUACCAUUUAUUAUUUGUAUCCAAUAAUACUGUGUACAAAUACGUAUGGAACGACGUACAUCCUUACUUCCACAUAACUCUAAUAGCUAGAAAAAACUAUGUGUUGUCGGUUGAUAAAAAUAAUGAUGUAUUUUUAGCAGACUCAACAGAGAAAGUAAUUUAUAAAGUCAACAAAACAACGGACAAGCUGGAAACCUAUGCGCGUUAUAAGUCUGGGUUGAUCGCGGACUUUGUGUUCGACGGGCGCGACCGCGUGGUGCUGCGCGACGCGCGCGACGUGGCGCAGUGGCUGCCGGCGCCCGCGCACCGCCGCUGCGCCUUCGAUCAUCAGGGCGGCUUCCUUGUGAAGGAACUGUAAAACCCACCGCGGCAUCAAACCUUCUACUUCGCGCUUAUUGCUAACAUUCGAACUUUGUACUACAAAGAGUAAAAUGUCAAAUCAAUUUCGUAACUUUCGAAUCCUCCACCACUCCAUCAAACAGCAUGAUUUAAUUUUUAAUUCUCAUGUUAUUUAUGUUAAUACAAGUGUUUUAUCCACUUCAUUAAUAUGGGUAAAUACACCGUAGAAUUACAAUUCCAUUUAUUUGGUAGAGGUCCAAUAAGUACUUUGAAUACUUACUGCUGUGGCACGACAACCCGAAGUGGAUCCUGGCCUCCGACACCAAAGACCGCCAUGCUUCUCUAUCGCAACCCGUUUCAAUCUAGUCGACGGCGCGGUGCUCGCUAAGGUCUUUUUGCAGUUCGUUUCUCCAGCGAUACCUAGGACGUCCAGGCGGUUUUCGGCCAUAAUAUACCUAAGCGGAAAAAUUAAAACCAUCAAACCUUCCACAACUUUUAAAAUGUAGCGGUAAAGUGAAGUGAUUUGAAAGGCGGCACAAGCAUAUACAGUACAAAAAUGCUUGUGCCGCACAGUGCCGCACACUAGUGGAAUCUCGCCUUUAUAUUUCGAGUAGCGAUAUAAUAUAAAUAAAAUAAAACAGUUUUAUAAAAAGAACACAACAGAUUUGUUGAAUGGGUUUUAUAUAUGUUAACGCAGCAAAUGGUUUGUUUUUGUAAUGUUGCUAACAACGUAUGGUAUUUUCGUGACAACUUAGGAACACUUUAUUUAGACACUGAAAUUUUAUAUUUAUGCCGCUCAGAAUGAGGAGUUCUUCAAGAUUGAAUCACCAUCAUAUUGGUUAGAUAACCAAAUGAUAUCUUACAAAAAAGGUAUACUUAUAAGUACGGUCACAGACUUUAAUUGUUGACCCAUCUAAUUUGGUUGGCAAUACUAAAACUACGACGACUCCGAUGUAUAGUAAACCCUAAAUGUCUCAAGGGGUUUCCAAAAUACGUCUCGAAAAUGACGCAGAUUUAACAACUUGUUGUAAGCUGUGCGUAAGAUGCGCGCCAAUCAAAAUCACUCCAAAUCCAGAACGAGAUGAUAAAUUUGAAUCGGGGUCCUGGUCAUGGUCUGGCCUGGUCUUCUGGCCCUUCUGAUCACAAAGACCCCUGACAUGUAUUAUUAUUAUACUGGAGGAGUGUAAACCGGCGGCGAAAUGUUCGGCAGGCAAUUAUAAUCACGGCUCCUUAUGAAGCCACCAGUAAUAAAUCACCGCACACGGCCCGUACUCAUUUUACAUCAGAAACUGACAGUCUAAAGGUUACGAUGCAGUUGCCACAGCAGUUGACAUUUCCUGCAGCUAUGCAGCCAAUGUGCACUGCAAUGCUAUAUACUGCAUUAAAAUAAUAAUAAAAAUAAUAAAAAAAUAUAAUAAAAAUAUUCUUUAUUUCAAGCUACAAGGUUCAUAGUGUUCAUAAUCAGUUUUAACAUGUCUUAAUUCUAAAUCAUAUAAAUUUAUGUCAAAAAAUAUUGUACAAAAAUAUAUAAACAAUCAUUUAAAAUUGCUCUUUAUUAAAAUUAUUAUUAUUCAAAAUACAAUAUAUAAAAAUUAAAAUUGAAACUAACAUGGGUAUAAAUAAAACAAUACAAAAUAAUAAUAAUAAUACAAAUGCAAUAAAUUUCUACUUCCCUCCCUAUCCUAUUCCAGUCUUAAUUUCAUGCCUGUCACAACAGUGCAUGAUGUAAGGACAGUCCAGUCUGUCCGCGAUCAUCGCUAGGACUGUGUUGGGGCUGGCUCGCACCCGCUGGACCAUGGACGCAGCGCGCAGUCACAUCUAGGUAUGGAAACACGCUGUGUGUGCCGCCGCAAACAUACCCGAGGCGCUGCAGUCGCGAGGCAACCUGCUCGGAAUGCGUUGUUGUAUUGGACGUGAAGUGCACUGUAUAGUUGGCCCAUAGGCUGCAUGUGUACAGUGCCGUGCAGUAGGCUUUGAACAACGUCAACUUCACGUCGCUGGAACACCGAGCAAACCUGCGAGCCAACAUGUUCGCCCUUACACACAAUGCCCUUCGUUCCCGUUCAAUAUCAACAUUAUCCUUCAGGUCGGCAGUAAUGAUAUGCCCUAAAUACUUAAAAUUCUUUACUCUUUCUAGUGGUGUUCCAUAUAGAGUUACCUCCGAUACAUGCAAUGGUCGAUUACUGCCGGCCUCAAAGACCAUAUAUUGGCUUUUAAUCACGUUAUAUUUCAAACCGUGGCUCAUGGCGUACUCCUGUCAAAUUUUUAACAACGUUCUGAGACCACACAUCGACGCGCUCAACAGCACCAUAUCGUUCGCGUAGCUAAGGUUAUUCACACACACGCCAUCCACAUGACAACCAACAUGCUGACUGCUGAGCUCGCCGAUUAGCGCGUUCAUGUACAGAUUGAACAGUGCGGGGUAAGUCAACUCCCCCUGACUUAUCCCGCACCCCAACCCUUACUCCUCAGAUGUUGCUCCUGCCCACCUGACCCUAUUGACCUGGUAUCUAUACCAAUACUUAAAGAUAUUAAUUAAUUCAUUGGGCAUCUUUAUGUUCUCCAUCUUCUCCCAUAGUACUUUGUAGGACACGAGGUCAAAGGCCUUGGAGAGGUCCAGAAAGCAGGCAUAAACCGGCAUCUGACGAUCUGUAUAAUAUCUGAUCGUAUGCUUAAGACACAGUAUGGCACUAUCUGUGGAAAGUCGAGGCCGAAAUCCGAACUGAUUAUCGUGCUUUGCUACUGAUAUAUCAGUUCUGUAAACCAUUCCUUGCAGUAAUGCAAUCAGCAGCAAUACUGUGCAACAUUGCAGAGUAUCAACACAGAUUUCGACAUGCAAGAAAGCACAAAAUCCACAUUACCUCCAUCAAUAUUUAUAGUCGACAGCAAUGUUGUCACAACUAGAAUGUGCCUUUAAGUAACCCGUGCUAAUCUACACCGAAGGCGUAGGCGGGAGAGCAUCAAAGGGCUGGGCAGUAAUUAAAAACGUCCGUCAUUCGCCCGCUGCCGCUCCGCUGGAUUCCUCGCCUCUUAGAUGCUAGAUUAAUUUAGAGGAAGCCCUUUCGGAUUAAGAAACAUGUUACGCAUUGUUCUAUUUUAUGAUACGGGAUUUUUUUAAUACCACGUCGGUGUCAAGCAAAUAUACGGUCCACCAUGCUUCAUCACUGUAGCCUAAGGGCGUCUUCAACUCCAGGGGUGUUACAUGCGCGUUGCCGUCCGUUCAAAAAUUUAUUCACUCCUGUUUUGAAGAAUCGUAUUUACGCACACUUAUUAAAGUAUAUCUAUAAAUAAAUAUAGGGACAUAAGGUAGGUAAGUGGGCGCAUCAGGAGGCCAAUUCGAACGUACACUGAGAUCAAUAUGAUGUUUAAUGAUAUCGUUUAGUUAUCAAGCACAUGGUCAUUUGUAGUAGCAACUGUCAUCCUUUUCCAUUUGUUACUUUUCCUUUGGCGUUGUCUACAUAUGUACGAUUGUAAGCUUGGCUAGGCCCCUGGCCCUGGAGACCAUAAUGAACAGAACAAUAUUUUUUUUCACUUAACAGCAGUGGUCAAAUAAUUUUAAACAUAUCAUCUGCUCAGGUGUACUGCUGCUGAAUGUAUAGUCAGCAUCAAAAGUAGCAGAUCAAACAACGCGACAUUAGUAUCUAUGACGACCGAUCUGGCCUAGUGGGUAAUGGCUCGGCCUAUGAAGCCGAUGGUCCUGGGUUCGAAUCCCGGUAAGGGCAUUGAUUUGUGUGAUGAGCACAGAUAUUUGUUCUCGAGUCAUGGAUAUUUUCUAUAUAUUUAAGUAUUUAUAUAUUAUAUAGCUAUAUCGUUGUCUGAGUACCCACAACACAAGCCUUAUUGAGCUUACUGUGGGACUUAGGAAAUUUGUGUAAUAUUGUCCUGUAAUAUUUAAUAAUAUUUAUUUACCUACCAUUCUGUAAUAGCUUAACAAUAUGUGAUGGUUCUAUACCUAUAAGUAGAAAAUCUAAUACUGUAAAAAAAUCAAAAUUGAAGAAUUGAAAGAGAAAUACAUGUUUCACGUCAAGAGACUGUUAAGCUAACAAUCUUAAAACUAGUUAUACUGAAUACAUAACUACUAUGUAUCUUAUAAGUCAAUGUCAUAAUCAAAAUAACUAAACAUAACUACUAA
This is a messenger RNA of Cydia pomonella (codling moth), 5772 nucleotides long. RefSeq lists its product as uncharacterized. The record is from RefSeq and is a predicted model, not a curated record. Lineage: Eukaryota; Metazoa; Arthropoda; Insecta; Lepidoptera; Tortricidae. Bases 766 to 1659 code for a protein of 297 amino acids. The transcript is spliced from 2 exons.